GUAUGGCUGUGUGAGACGUGGUUGCAUGGGACGUGGCUGUGUGGGAUGUGGCAGUGCAGGACAUCCCUGUACGGGAUGUUGCUGUGAGGGUCAUCGUGAUGUGCGACAUUGCUGUGUGGGACAUCGCUGUGCGGGACAUCCCUGGCUAUGACAGUGUGGGACACCGUGGGUCACUGCCAUGCAGAUCUUGUGGGGAACAUCCCCUGCCGUGCAGGACACCCUUGGGGACACGCACCCUCCCCACCUCCCGCUCCCGAAGCUUUGCCGCGGCAGCCUGGCCGCUGCCCGGGCCCCCCGGGGCAGGGAGCGGGGGCGGCCGGGCCUCCCAACCCGACCCGGUGGGGCCGGGAGGGCCGGGCAGGACCGCGCCGGCCGCCCCCCCCCCGCCCCCGCUCCCUGCCCGCCGAUCCCGCCCCGCUCCACCGGGUGCCGGUGCCGGCCGGAGCGCGUAGCGGCGGCAGGAUCCUCACGUCGGGGCGGCGCGGUGGCGGGCGGCGCGGUGGCGGGCGGCGCGGUGGCGGGCGGCACGGUGAUGGGCGGCGCGGCGCUGUCGGGAGCGCUGUGGCUGGGGCUGCUGUGGGCCGGGAGCGGGGCCGGGGGCAGCUGCUCGGGGAAGUGCUGCGAGGGCCGGGACGCCGCCUGCGUCAGCGAGGGAUGGAGGGAGGGAGGGGGCUACGGGACCUGCUACUGCGACGGAGGAUGCCGGCGGGCCGGGGACUGCUGCCACGACCACGGCCAGGCGUGCCCGGCUCUUCCGUGCAUUGUGGGGGAGUGGAGUCAUUGGAGUGGCUGUGCAGAACAAUGUAAACCUGAUCUGCGGGUACGUAGGCGCUACGUACAACAGGAACCUAAAAAUGGUGGGGAACCAUGCCCUGCUCUAGAAGAGAAGGCUGGCUGCCUGGAGUACUUGACAUACCAGGGAGAGGACUGCGGCCAUGAACAUGUCCCUGCUUUCAUAACUACCUCUGAAUACGGUAAAGAAAGAAAAAGACGAGCAGCAUCCUCUCUCUGGCCUUCAGAUAAAGAAGCAGCUGGAUACUGUGUAGAAUUUAAAACCGAAUCACUUUCACACCACUGUGCUUUGGAGAAUCGACCAUACGCUCAAUGGAUGCAGUACCUACGAGAAGGACACACUGUGUGUGUAGCUUGCCAGCCUCCAGCUAUGAAAACAGACACGCAUCGUUGUUCUGGAGAUGGGCAUAAUGCAGAUGGAGGUAAAAUCUUACACUGGGAAGCAGUUGGCAACUCUCAGUGCCAAGGAACCUGGAAGAAGAUUCGGCAGCUGGAGCACUGUUCAUGUCCCCUUGUGCAUAGCUUUAUUUUUACAUAAAAGUCUGAAAGACCUUUGAAACAUAAAGAUUAAGAAAGUUAACACCAAUGCCAAGAAACCUAGACCUUUCUGCUGCAUUUUCUGGAGCCUAAUCAAACUCUAAAGGAGUCAGAACUCUGGAAGAAGCAUUUCAGGAAACUCUGCCUAAAAACAAAUCACCAAGACUGAUCUUUGUAUUAGAACACUAGAAGCAUGCAUCCAUGUUUUUCUUUUGUAAUUAAAAGAGCUAAUGUUUCUAACCGUA
Messenger RNA from Falco peregrinus (peregrine falcon), 1574 nucleotides. RefSeq names its product somatomedin B and thrombospondin type 1 domain containing (gene SBSPON). The record is from RefSeq and is a predicted model, not a curated record. Lineage: Eukaryota; Metazoa; Chordata; Aves; Falconiformes; Falconidae. The transcript is spliced from 5 exons. Bases 179 to 1330 code for a protein of 383 amino acids.